UGGGACAACAGCCCUUUAAGAGUCAGGUGUGGGUCAAGCACAGAACACAGUUUCAGUUUUGGCAGCAGUAACCAGUGCCUUGUUGAACGCUUCUAGAAAGGAAGGGGCACCCACUGGCUGGCAGUCUGUGCCCCGAAACUGGAUCAUCUGGAGAGAAGGAAGCAGUAAAAGAAUCUCACACAAGAAGACGACCUGAAUGGCACAACCCCCUUGGAAGCCACCAGAAAUGAGGCUCUUCUUGUUCACCAUCCUGCUAGCUGUCUUCCCAGUGGUCUCCACAAAAAGCCCUAUAUUUGGCCCCCAGGAUGUGAGCAGUAUGGAAGGUAACUCGGUCUCCAUCACAUGCUACUACCCAGACACUUCUGUCAACCGGCACACCCGGAAAUACUGGUGCCGGCAAGGACCCAGUGGCUACUGCACAACCCUCAUCUCUUCAAAUGGCUACAUCUCCAAGGAGUAUUCAGGCAGAGCCAAACUCAUCAACUUCCCAGAGAACAGCACAUUUGUGAUUAACAUUGCAGAGCUCACCCUGGAUGACACUGGGAGCUACAAGUGUGGUCUGGGCACCACUAACCGAGGCCUGUUCUUUGAUAUCAGCCUGGAGGUCAGCCAGGCUCCUGAGCUUCCAGGUGACACUCAUGUCUACACAAGUGAAGUGGGCAGAAAUGUGACCAUCGACUGCCCUUUCCGACAGCCAAACUCUCACAAGAAAUCGUUGUGUAAGAAGAUAGGCCAGGCCUGCGAACUUGUUGUUGACUCUACUGGGAACGUAAACACCAACUAUAAGGACAGAGCAAAACUUUUUAUGAAAGGGACCAACCAGGUAAUAUUCAGUGUCAGCAUUAGUCACCUCAGACACAGUGAUGCUGGCCUGUAUGUUUGCCAGGCUGGGGAAGACUCUAGUGCCGAUAAAAAGAAUGUUGACCUCCAGGUGCUAGAGCCUGAGCCAGAGCUGGUUUAUAAAGACCUGAGGUCCUCAGUGACUUUUGAAUGUGCCUUGGGCCGUGAGGUGGCCAGUGAGAACAAAUACCUGUGCCGGAAGAAUAAGGAAGCCUGUGAUGUGAUCAUCAACACCCUGGGGAAGAGGGAUCCGGCCUUUGAGGGCAGGAUCCUGAUAACGCAAAUGGAUGACAAUGGCCAUUUCAGUGUGUUGAUCACAGGUCUGAGGAAGGAAGACGCAGGGCAGUACCUGUGUGGAGCCCACAGUUCUGGUCUGCCUCAAGAAGGCUGGCCCAUCCAGGUUUGGCAACUCUUUGUCAAUGAAGAGUCCAUUAUUCCCCCUGUUCGCUCUGUUGUGAAGGGUGUCACAGGAGGCUCUGUGGCCAUUGUCUGUCCCUACAACCCCAAGGAAAGCAGCAGCCUCAAGUACUGGUGUCGCUGGGAAGCAGAUGGAAAUGGACACUGCCCGAUGCUUGUGGAGAGCCAGGGGCUGGUGCAAGAACAGUAUGAGGGCCGACUGGCACUGUUUGAUCAGCUAGGCAAUGGCACCUACACUGUCAUCCUCAACCAGCUCACCACCCAGGAUGCUGGCUUCUAUUGGUGUCUCACCAAUGGUGACUCUCGCUGGAGAACCACAAUAGAACUCCAGGUUGCUGAAGCUACAAGGAAACCAGACCUCGAGGUAACACCACAGGACGUGACUGCUACACUAGGAGAAACACUCACUCUCUCCUGCCACUAUCCAUGCAAGUUCUACUCCCAUGAGAAAUACUGGUGCAAGUGGAGCAACAAGGGCUGCCACACCCUGCCUAGCAAUGACGAAGCUGCCCGCCAGCCCUCUGUCAGCUGUGACAAGAGCAGCCAGCUCAUCUCCAUGACCCUGAACCCAGUCAAGAAGGAAGAUGAAGGCUGGUACUGGUGUGGGGUGAAACAAGGUCAGGCCUAUGGAGAAACUACAGCCAUCUAUGUAGCAGUUGAAGAAAGGACAGAGGGGUCACACAAUGUCAGCCCGACAGAUGCUAAUGCACGAGCAAACGUUGCUCCAGAAGAAGAGGUCACCGAACCCAGGGUCAACGAGAAUGAGAACAAAGCCAUUCUGAACCCCAGGCCUUCUGCAGAGGAAAGAGGAGUAGAGAAUGUGGGAGACCAAGCUCCUGAGAACAGAGCAUCUGUGGAUGCUGGCAGUGCUGAUGGACAAAAAGGGAGCUCCAAAGUGCUGUUCUCCACCCUGGUGCCCCUGGGCCUGGUGCUGGCAGUGGGUGCUCUGGCUGUGUGGGUGGCAAGAGUCCGACACAGGAAAAAUGUAGAUCGGAUGUCGAUCAGCAGCUAUAGGACAGACAUUAGCAUGGCAGACUUCAGGAACUCCAGGGAUUUUGGGGGCAAUGACAACAAGGGGAUCUCUAUAGACACUCAGGAAACAGUUCUCGAAGGAAAAAAUGAGAUUGUGACUACCACUGAGACUGCCACCGAGCCAGAAGAAUCCAAGAAAGCAAAGAGGUCAUCCAAGGAGGAAGCUGACCUGGCCUACUCAGCAUUCCUGCUCCAGUCCAGCAACAUAGUUGCACAGGUCCACGAUGGUCCCAAGGAAGCCUAGGCAGUACUGACUGCCUUCCCCUGCCUGUGACAAUCACAUCAAGAAUCACACUGAUCUGUUCACAGCCUGCACUUACCCAUCACCUAGGCUUUUCCCUCCUGUUCUCAGAGGUGUACUGGUCCCUUCCUCAGUCAUCCAAGCCUGUCCUAAUUGUGUCCAUAUAGGAGAAGGUGUGAGGAGUUCUGACCUGCAGUUUUUCUGUGAAAGAUUAAGGUAGAAUAAGGAGCCAAACCUGAGAGACAUCUCUGAGAAAAGAGGGUUGAGAGUAGAAGCUCAUCUCAGGAGGGAGAGCCAAUUGAAGCCUCUUUAUACCCAUAUGAUGGGAUGUCAGUGCAACUCUUCUCUCCUCCAUCUCUUCUUUCCUCUCGUCUUGAUUCAAAAAACACAGCUGAAUCCAGGUGCCUACUAAAUGCUGAGAGGCAGGCCAUAACCUUUCUAUAAACAGCACCGGAAAAGACACCAUCUCCUCCCAGGUUCUGUCUUUUCACUAACACAUAACAUCAAUACUAGGCAUACUUCCUGCCUCUGUACCUCAUAAGCAACAUAAGAAACUCUUGUAGUCUUAGGCAUAUGCAAGCCAUAAGGAUACCAUUCCCAGAUGGGAAGAGAUUUUCUCUGGAGCACCCAGUGAGAUAAACCAGUGUCAAACCAGAUUUGGCUACUCCUGGCUCUUGGCCUGGGAUUUAUCUUUAAGAUCUCUGCUGUUAUUAGAGGGAGAACUUUAGCAUGAUGAGAAGUGAGAGGAAAUGAGUUAAAUGGGCAUGGUGGUGUGCAUCUGCAAUCCCAGUAUUCAAGAGGUAGAAAUAGGAUCAGCAACUCAAAGCCAUUCUUGGCUACGUAAGGAAUUUGAGGCCAGCCUGGGAUACAUGAGACCUUGUUUCAAAGCAUAAGGAGGAGGAGAAGAGGGAGGAGGUGGAGCUUUCCCUGGUCUCUUCUCUCCCCUUCCUGUCAUUCAUGUGAACCUCAGAUAAGGGAACAGAUACUCUCAACCUUUUGUAUUUGGAGAGUUUUGAGCAUACAGGAAGAAGAUGGAGCCUGGGAGCAGCGAUUAAGACUGUUUCUGAGCUCUGCACAUCAACCAGCACCUACAGGCUGAAACCAAGAAAUCAGAAAUGUCCAUUAAUAAUUAAAGUCUAUGAUUGCCAUCAA
This is a messenger RNA of Psammomys obesus (fat sand rat), 3682 nucleotides long. RefSeq names its product polymeric immunoglobulin receptor (gene Pigr). The record is from RefSeq and is a predicted model, not a curated record. Gene Ontology annotation, molecular function: transmembrane signaling receptor activity. Bases 197 to 2533 code for a protein of 778 amino acids. Lineage: Eukaryota; Metazoa; Chordata; Mammalia; Rodentia; Muridae. The transcript has 11 exons. Gene Ontology annotation, cellular component: plasma membrane.